GCCCAGAUAGGUAAUAAUAAUAGAUCAUCUGGAAGAUGGACUCAUCGAUACUAUACAGCCAACAAAAACGUUACCUGUAGAAAUUGUGACAAAUGUGGCCAUUUAUCAAAAAACUGCCCCUUUCCACAAAAAGUCCGCCCCUGCUGCCUCUGCUCCGAGAGAGGACACCUCCAGUAUGCCUGUCCAGCACGCUUUUGCUUUGACUGUUCUCUGCCUAUGUCUUCUGCUCACAGAUGUUUUGAAAGACCUUCCUGGAGAAAGCGAUGUGACCGAUGUGACAUGAUAGGCCACUAUGCUGAUGCUUGCCCAGAAAUCUGGAGGCAGUAUCACCUAACGACCAAACCUGGGCCACCCAAAAAGCCGAAGACCCCUUCCGGACAAUCAGCCUUAACAUAUUGCUACAAUUGCGGUCAAGAAGGCCAUUAUGGACACGAAUGCACAGAAAGGCGGAUGUUUAACCAGACCUUUCCAACAUCUCCAUUCAUCUACUACUAUGAUGACAAAUACGGAAUUCGGGAGAGAGAACGGAGAAUAAAACGAAAAGUAAAAGAACUCCAGAAAAGUGGGGAUUUUCCACGGCAGUUCAAGAGGCCCCAUGGGGAGGCAGCAAAUCUGAGGUCCCACCAUGAGAUGAGGAAGAGUCAGGCCUCGUGGAGAAACAACAGGUGGCCUCAGGAGAAGAAAGAACCGACCAGCAGGAACAACAGAGAGCGUGAAAAGCACAGGAAGGCUGACAGGUGUCAUGACAUGGAGGAGGACUUUCCCAGGGGCCCCAAAAUUCACUCCUCUCCCGGCACUUCCAAAACCCAGAAGCCUCACAAAUCCUUCCAGCAGCCACAUUACCACAGGCCGAGAGAGGAUAAGCUGCCCACAGAGGGCAAGCGGGGCAAGCAUAAGAAAAAGGAGAGGCACUUGGAAGACGAUGACGGUGACAAUUUAUUUCUUAUUAAGCAGAGGAAAAAGAAGUCUAAACUGUGAGACAGCUUCCAAUUUGGCUUUCCACUGUUUGUCUGGUCUUCAUGUCUAGACAUUCUGGCAAUAUUUUUGUUUUCUGUGAUUAGAUAAAGUGAGGUUUUUUUUGGUUUUGUUUUUUUUUAAUCACAGCCAUAUCGAGAGCUGCUGAGCAAAGACCGUGGAGAUGCUGUGUCCGACAGGUUACUCAGGAAGAAAACAGAAAGAUGCGCUCAGACUCCCCCUGUUCCAGGCCAUCUUUUUUCCUCAGAACUUUAGAGAGAGAAAGAGUUAAUCUUUUUAAGAUAAUUUUUAAAAAAUACAUUGAAGACAUAAAAAUUCAUCAAAUGUAAUUCAUCUGCAGUGUGACUGUGUAAAUCAAAUCCUUGCAGCAAGAAAACCUAACACAACUAUGAACUAUUCAUCUAUCUUUUUCAGCAUUUAAAAAAAAUUUUUUUAACAGUGGAAAAGGUAAUCGCUGUGAAUCUUAAGUCCAGUGUUUCCUGCUUCUGAAGCUGGUGUCAGAAUCUUCCUUUGGUCAGAGCAUCCCAGGCUGAAAAAAUGAAGGUGUCAUCGCUGAAGCCCUGGAGGGGCGGGGAGUAGGGCUGUAGCAAAAUGCAAGUGAGGCAUCCAUCCAGUGUACAUGUCGCGAGACGGAUUUCCCGAAGCACGUGAAAGAGUCAUCAACAAACUAACGUAAUCACAAUGAUACAGGUUCUACCACUUUUAUAGCCACACUAUCACUCAGCUAUAUAGAGAGAAAUGUUGCCCAACUUAAAAAAGUGUUUUGUCUUUAACUGCCACAGAGCUGCCCAGAAAUUUUUGUACUUGUGAAUCUUUUGUAUUUAUCAAAGCCUAAUGUUAGAAUAAAAAAAAUAAAAUCUCUGAAAUAGAGUAAAUAAA
Hipposideros armiger (great roundleaf bat) is the source of this 1854-nucleotide messenger RNA. Its product is annotated as zinc finger CCHC domain-containing protein 7-like. The transcript has 6 exons. The annotation marks the transcript as partial. Gene Ontology annotation, molecular function: zinc ion binding; RNA binding. The record is from RefSeq and is a predicted model, not a curated record. NCBI's taxonomy places the organism in Eukaryota, Metazoa, Chordata, Mammalia, Chiroptera, Hipposideridae. Gene Ontology annotation, cellular component: TRAMP complex. Gene Ontology annotation, biological process: TRAMP-dependent tRNA surveillance pathway; nuclear polyadenylation-dependent snoRNA catabolic process; nuclear polyadenylation-dependent snRNA catabolic process.